UCAACAGAUGUAGUAUUUUCCUCUUGGGGGGCAGGGUGAGGAGCAGCUGUGCCGUCUGAAAUCAACAGAGAAAUCUACAAUUUUACUGGAGCUGCGAGUGUGCGGCAGCUCUCAUUUCCGGAGGGGAGAAAAAAGUCGUUCUCUUGAUAUCGGAUCCCGCCUUGUGGCUGAGAACAUUUAUUACAAGUCUUGGAAUCGAACACGGGUAAAACUACUCAGCCAAUCACAAGGCUGAAAAAGAUAGGAAAAAGAUCUGGCCAAUCAGUGUCCGCCUAUCCAGCGGAAGGAAGUUGCGUUACUUAGGGGUCUGUGCACGUGUAGCAGUUCCUCUCGUCGUGUAGAGGGAGACCAGGGAGGCCUGAGCCAUGGGGCGCAAGUUGGACCCGACCCGCAAGGUGAAGCGAGGUCCCGGGCGCAAGGCUCGCAAGCAACGCGGAGCUGAGGAGGAACUUGCUCGUUUCCUAACAUCUGCUUCUGAUGACAGUGCCAGGAAGCUUUCCAGUCAUGCUCGACGAAGAGCUGCAAAGAGGCGAAUCAAAUCCGUAAAGCCCCAAACAGUCAAGAAUGUCCCUUACCUCCAAACAGCUGCAGAGAAAUCUUUGUUAAAGGGUGCAAAUGUGAGAGCGGCAUCAGAAGCUGGCUGCCAACGUGGUUUCAGCGAUGACAAUACCACCUGGCUGACUCCUUCAGCUUCUGGGAAAAAGAGAUUCGGACCUGAAGAGAGUGAUGAUGAGGAAAGUGUGGCACUUGGCGGCAGUGACGGAAAUGAGAGUGACGGAGAUGAUGCAAGUGAGGAUGGGAUGGUGGAUGACUAUGAAACUCUGUCUUCUGAUGAUGGAGAGGAGCUCUUGCCUAUAGAAAAAGCUGCCAAGAAGGAGAUGCUGGAGGGGCAGGCCUUCAGUGAGGAUGACAGUGACAGUGAGGAUGAGGAGGAGACAUUGCCACACAAGCAGGAUGUGGAGCAGGAACAAAACAAAGAGGCAGACCUUCAGCUCAAUGUGGAGACAGACGAGUGCUUUGUGCUGCCCAGCGGGCAGGAAAUAGAGAAAGAAGCUGCUCAGCCCCCUGACCUCCAGCUCAUUCAUCAGCGCAUAAAGGACAACAUAGAGGUGCUUCAGGAUUUCACUACAAAGCGAGAAGAGGGGCACUCAAGGCAGGAAUAUCUGGCCCUUCUGCGGCGGGACCUUGCUGCUUACUACUCAUACAGCGACUUCUUGACUGAGAAGAUGAUGGAGCUUUUCCCACUCUCUGAGCUGGUUGAUUUCUUGGAGUCCAAUGAGGUCCCCCGUCCUGUGACCCUUCGCACCAACACCCUCAAGACCCGACGACGUGACCUGGCCCAGGCCCUGAUAAAUCGUGGGGUGAACCUUGACCCAUUAGGAAAGUGGUCUAAAACUGGACUUGUUGUGUACGACUCCUCUGUUCCUAUAGGUGCCACCCCAGAAUACUUGGCCGGACAGUACAUGCUGCAGGGAGCAUCCAGCCUUCUCCCCGUCAUGGCUCUCGCCCCCCAGGAGAACGAGCGCAUUCUGGAUAUGUGCUGUGCCCCAGGCGGCAAGACCAGCUACAUAGCCCAGCUGAUGAAGAACACUGGUGUGAUACUGGCUAAUGACAGCAAUGCUGAGCGUCUGCACAGCGUGGUGGGAAAUCUGCACCGCUUAGGAGUUACAAACACCGUUGUGGGCCAUUGUGAUGGGCGCCAGUUCCCCAAGGUACUGGGUGGCUUUGACAGGGUCCUGCUUGAUGCUCCAUGCAGUGGCACGGGUGUUAUUUCGAAGGACCCCACAGUUAAAACCAAUAAGGAUGAGAAGGACAUUUUGCGCUGUGCGCACCUACAGAAGGAGCUGAUUCUCAGUGCUAUUGACUCAGUUAAUGCUGCCUCGGAGACCGGGGGCUACAUUGUGUAUUGCACGUGUUCAGUCAUGGUGGAAGAAAACGAGUGGGUUGUGGACUACGCCCUGAAGAAGCGAAACGUCCGUUUGGUGCCGACAGGUCUGGACUUUGGCAAAGAAGGAUUUACCAGGUUUAAGGAGCGGCGUUUCCACCCCUCUUUGAAAUCCACACGGCGUUUCUAUCCUCACACCCACAACAUGGAUGGCUUUUUUGUUGCCAAACUCAAGAAGUUUUCCAAUGCCAUUCCAAAGCCUCCCAAAGAUGAAGACCCUAAUGGAGAGCCAGCUGUGCAGACGGCCAAAGAAGGAUCUGUUCCAGCACCAGCUGAGCCUCUGCCUAACAGGGGGAAACGUGUAGAGUUGAAAGCUGUUAAGAAGCAGACUGCAAAACAGGAGUGUUCUGCGGCAAUAGCAGCCAAGAAGCAGGCUAAAGGAGAGUUGAAACCUGAUAAGCAGAACAAACGGCUCUCAGUCUCACGGCAAGGCUCCUUCCAGAAGCGGCCCAGGCCUUUGAGGGCUGCUCGGCCCUCUCCUGGAGGUCCAACCCCCAGCAAGAAGCGCAGGGUGCACAGAAGCCACCAUUAGAGGGGAAACUGCAUCAUUUGAUGCUUUUCUGACAGUUGCUAGUAAGACCGGUGGGAGAUCCUGUCCAAGCUGCUUGUCCUGGCAAGACCUGUGCAGAGUUGGUGUUCAGGAACUCUCCCCUACAUACUGGGGCUGGCUUAAAAUAUUUAAUUUUAGCCUGUUUAAGGGCAGAAACUGUUUGAAUUUAUCAAGUCAUUAAAAAUUUUCUACUUGGUCA
Molecule: messenger RNA, 2694 nt
Organism: Rhineura floridana
Lineage: Eukaryota; Metazoa; Chordata; Lepidosauria; Squamata; Rhineuridae
Gene: NOP2
Product: NOP2 nucleolar protein
Exons: 17
Coding region: 366-2477 (703 amino acids)
Biological process (GO): maturation of LSU-rRNA; rRNA base methylation
Cellular component (GO): nucleolus
Molecular function (GO): RNA binding; rRNA (cytosine-C5-)-methyltransferase activity
Source: RefSeq, a predicted model, not a curated record